Messenger RNA from Salvelinus sp. IW2-2015, 2579 nucleotides. The record is from RefSeq and is a predicted model, not a curated record. Lineage: Eukaryota; Metazoa; Chordata; Actinopteri; Salmoniformes; Salmonidae.
GAUGCCACGGCACAACCCAAGGGGUGGCGCCAACCCAAUUGAAUUUUAAAACUGAAUGCAAUAUUCAUUCAACUCAGUUUGAAAUCAUUAAAUAAGUUCAAUUUCUGAAUAAAAUUUGUGCGUUACAAAUACUUUAAAAAAAAUCAAUUCCAAGAUACAAAUAKAAAAUUAUGGAAUUCAAAUACCAUUUCUGUUGCCACUGAAAUGACCCAUAAAUAAACAAACCACACCCCCGCCAUCCCCACGUGUGCGUUUGCCAAGUUGCGCCAUGUCCACCAGAUGCAUAUGCGUUUUGAAAAUAUUGAACGCAUGGUACACAGAACGGACCACCACCUAGUGCGGCAUCCCUAACGUAGCGUUCGUACUACUUCAAUGUCAAAGAGUUUGCGGCAUCUCGUGGACAUGAGGCGUUAGUUGUACAGCAGGUCACCAUAACAAAUACAUUUAUAAAGCCAGCUAUGUCUCUCUGAUAAGUAAUUUAAAAAAAAAUAUCAACCAUUAUCACGAGCAAUCCGAUUGCAUUUUUAUCUUUCCUCGAUUUCCCUCGAAAAAUCAUGUACAUUGUGGUGAACGAAGUAGUAGGCAAAUCAAUGGGGGUGUCAACAAUUUACAAUAUUCCAUAGAGAGGUGAAAACAUACUAUGAAACAAACAGCCAAUGCUAAUGUAUCAUUUAAUUAAACUAUCAAUGUAAAAGUUGUUCAAAACCWUAAUCGAUACAUGUAUUAAUGAAAGUUGAUCCCAUAUUCUCCAUGCGUUUCACCUAUACAUCAACGUAAUGGUAAAGCCCAAAAUCCGCGCGAAAAGACGGCCCGCACCCCUGAGCUGCAUAUAGCUAGCCUACAACAGAUGCCACACACAUUGUUUUUCAGAGAGCUCUGAUUUUAGCACAUAGUUUUAACGAUUCUUUGUUGUCUUUUCUUGUUUUUAUCAAAACGAGUUUUAUAUUUUAGUGUAUCACGCUCACACUUGAAAUGCCAGCCAAUACCUCCUUGUCUCUGCCAGUGGAUGUCAGGAAAAGGCUGGAGGUGUUGGAAAAAGAUGAAGAUGGGAUCUCAGAUGAGGACCGUGUCAAAGAAAAGGUCAAGUUGGUGCAGGACUUCCUGCAUGCYGAUGCCCAGGACCAGCUCAGCAGCCUGAAAGCCAAGAUGAAGAGUUCAGAGAUCUCAAUGGAUGGCUACCUCUCUAAGGUGAAGGCCCUAUUGGGACGUGAGCUGUGUGUGGAGAAUGGCUCACACGGUGAUGUUGUGGAGCAGAACUGCAAGAAUGGCAAAACAAAUGGCUCUGCCGCAAAUGGUGACUCUCACAAGGAAGAGGAUGAAGAGGGAAUCAUGGACACCAAAGAGGCUGAUGCCWUGAAGUCUCCUUCUGCCCCCAAAGGAAAGGGAGGACGGAAGAACAAGUCAGACUCUGAGCCCAAGAAAUCUCCUGGUUCCAGGGUCACAAGAAACUCUGUCUCCCCAUCAACGCCUGGUGGAUCACUGGUUUUGACGGAGGAGAGAAAGCCUUAAUUGGAUUCACUACAGCCUUUGCUGACUACAUCCUGAUGGAUCCCUAGGAGGAGUACGCCCCCAUCUUCGCCGUGAUGCAGGAGAAGAUCUACAUGAGCAAGAUGGUGGUGGAGUUCUUCCUGCAGAAGAACCCUGACGUCAGUUAUGAGGACCUCCUCAACAAGAUCGAGCUCUCCUCUUUGCCCCUAAGACACAGGGCCUCCUGCUGGCGGAACUUCAACCGCUUCACAGAGGACACGCUGCUGCGCCACCCAGUUUGUGGUGGAGCAGUGGAGAGCUACGACGGCGGGGACUCUGACGAGCAGCCCAUCAUCGUCACCCCCUGCAUGAGGGACCUGAUCAAGCUCGGGGUCACCCUGGGAAAGAGGAGAGCUGCUAGAAGACAGGCCAUCCGCCAUCCCACCAAGAUUGAGAAGGACAGCAAAGGAGGGCCCACUAGAGCGACUACCACCAAGCUGGUCUACAAGAUCUUUGACACUUUCUUCUCUGACCAGAUUGAUCAGAAUGAGAAGGAUGGAGGAACCAAACGGCAGCGCUGCGGUGUCUGUGAGGUUUGCCUAGUUCCAGAUUGUGGCAAGUGUUCAGCCUGCAAGGACAUGAUCAAGUUCGGGGGUAGUGGUCGCAGCAAGCAGGCUUGCCAGAAGAGGAGAUGCCCCAACCUGGCAGUAAAGGAGGCUGAGGAUGAUGGAGAAUUAGAGGAGGAAGAGUUGGCCUGUAAAGGCACCUCAAAGAAGGUGUCCAAGGCCAAGACUAAGAAGCGGAGCAAUGGCAAGCUGACCUGGUUGGAGACUCUAUCAAAGUAUACUGAGGGGAAGAAGCAGUACUACAUGAAGGCGUGUAAUGACACGAGGUGCUGGAGUUGGGAGACUGUGUUUCUGUCAGCUCUGAUGACCCCAUCAAAUCCUGCUCUACCCCUGGCCAGGAUCACAUCCCUGUGGGAGGAUAACAAUGGGAAUGGUUCCAUGCCCAACUGGUCUGCGCCGCGGUACAGACUGUACUGGGGGAGUCCUCUGACCCUCUGGAGCUGUUCCUCGGUCGAGGACUGUGAAGACAUGCAGCUGAGCUCAUAG